AUGGUUCAGCAGCCCAAGGCCUUCAUCCACCGCCUCACCUACAAGGCAGCCAAGGCCCAGAAGACCGUCGUCAUCGUCGGCGGCUCGUAUGCCGGCAUCUUCCUGGCCCGACGGCUCUGCGAGAUGCUCCCAGGCGACUACAAGGUCGUCAUGGUGGAAAAGAACAGCCAUUUUCACUCCUUGUUUAUCCUCCCACGGUACUGCGUCGUACCAGGCCACGAGCCCAAGGCGUUCAUCCCGUAUGACGAGAUCCUGUGCGACGGCCGCGGCGGCACGCCCACGGGCAUCUUUGAGAGGAGGCAGGACACGGUUGUGGAGGUCACAGAGGACGGCUCGGUCAGGCUCGCCUCGGGCGAGGUGCUCUCCUGCGAGUUUCUCGUCUUCGCCACGGGGACGUCAUCUCCUCGCCCCUCCAAGGUCGCGUCGGCGGACAAACAUGGUGCCUGCGAGGAGCUAAGGGCCACACAGCACAGCGUCCUCGAGGCCCAGUCCAUCGCGGUCGUGGGCGGCGGCGCUGUCGGGGUCGAGCUGGCCACGGAUAUUGCCAGCUUCUAUCCAGACAAGAGAGUGACCUUGUUCCACUCGAGGGACAGGUUGAUGGUUGGGUAUGGCGAGAGGCUUCAUGAGCGGACCAUGGAGGGCAUGAGGGACUUAAAGAUCGAGACCCGUCUUGGCGUGCGCCCGAAGUUCAUGGCUGUGGAUGUCGACGGAGCAGGGAAGGAGAUGCAAGCGCUGCAGCUCCCUAACGGCUCAGUAGAGAACUUUGAUCUGGUAAUACCUUGCACAGGCCAAAAGCCGAAUUCGGGGCUCUUGAGAGAUGUCCUGCCAGAUGCUGUCGAUUCAGCCUCUGGUAGGAUCCGCGUUCAUCCUACACUGCAGAUAGACUCUUCCACUGGUGGCAUUGAUCACUGGUUUGCCCUAGGCGAUGUAGCCGAUACGAAGGGACCAAAGAUGGGCCGGGCUGCCAUGAUGCAGGCACAGGUGGUGGCCGGUAAUAUCAUGACUAUGAUCAAGGGCUCGAGGCCCCGUCAGGUGUAUAAGCCAUGGCCGACAGUCGAAGGUGCCAUCCAUCUAACAUUGGGCAUGACCGCUGCUGCGCUCUAUUCGACGGAUGGGAAGGGAAAAGAGAGUCUGAUCAAUGCCAAUAAUGGCCAAGAGGAUGGAGAGGCACCAAAGCUAUGGUGGCUAAUGGGAGCCAAAUAUAAUGAAGACUUGGCCAUGAAGGAAGUGUGA
Messenger RNA from Cryphonectria parasitica EP155, 1233 nucleotides. RefSeq names its product FAD/NAD(P)-binding domain-containing protein. Lineage: Eukaryota; Fungi; Ascomycota; Sordariomycetes; Diaporthales; Cryphonectriaceae. Bases 1 to 1233 code for a protein of 410 amino acids. The record is from RefSeq and is a predicted model, not a curated record. Gene Ontology annotation, molecular function: electron-transferring-flavoprotein dehydrogenase activity; flavin adenine dinucleotide binding. The transcript has 3 exons. Gene Ontology annotation, cellular component: cytoplasm.